Molecule: messenger RNA, 2082 nt
Organism: Varanus komodoensis (Komodo dragon)
Lineage: Eukaryota; Metazoa; Chordata; Lepidosauria; Squamata; Varanidae
Gene: HUNK
Product: hormonally up-regulated Neu-associated kinase
Exons: 10
Coding region: 1-2082 (693 amino acids)
Biological process (GO): intracellular signal transduction; protein phosphorylation
Cellular component (GO): cytoplasm
Molecular function (GO): protein serine/threonine kinase activity; ATP binding
Source: RefSeq, a predicted model, not a curated record
AUGCCGGCGGCCGCGGGCGACGGGCUGCUGAGCGAUCCCCCCGUGGGGGGCUUCGGCGACGGCGAGUCCACCUCGCCGCCGCUGAGUCCGGAGGGGACCUUCCUGGCCGCCUGGGUCAACGCGUCCGCGUCGCGGGAGCGCCUCCGCGAGUUCCAGCACACCAAGCGCGUCGGCAACUACCUGAUCGGCAGGAAGUUGGGCGAGGGCUCCUUCGCCAAAGUGCGGGAGGGGCUGCACGUGGUGACCGCAGAAAAGGUGGCUGUGAAAGUUAUUGAUAAGAAAAGAGCCAAAAAGGACACCUAUGUCACCAAGAACCUGAGGCGUGAGGGCCAGAUCCAGCAAAUGAUCCGACACCCUAACAUUGCUCAGCUGCUGGAUAUCUUGGAAACUGAAAACAGCUACUACCUUGUCAUGGAGCUAUGCCCAGGAGGGAACUUAAUGCACAAAAUCUAUGAGAAAAAGAGAUUAGAGGAGCACGAAGCACGCAAAUAUAUCCGCCAGCUUAUUCUAGCGGUUGAGCACCUACAUCGUGCCGGGGUGGUUCACAGAGAUCUGAAGAUAGAAAAUCUUUUGCUUGAUGAGGACAAUAAUAUCAAACUCAUUGACUUUGGCUUGAGCAACUGCACAAGUAUCCUGGGCUACUCUGAUCCAUUCAGCACGCAGUGUGGUAGUCCAGCCUACGCAGCACCUGAGCUUCUUGCAAGGAAAAAGUAUGGUCCCAAAAUAGACGUUUGGUCUAUCGGUGUUAACAUGUACGCAAUGCUGACUGGGACGCUGCCAUUUACGGUGGAGCCAUUCAGCCUGCGAGCUUUAUACCAGAAGAUGGUAGACAAAGAAAUGAAUCCUUUCCCCACUCAGCUUUCCACAGCAGCGGUAAACUUCCUCCGAUCCCUGCUGGAGCCAGAUCCUGCAAAGAGGCCAAACAUUCAACAGGCUUUAGCAAACCGCUGGCUUAAUGAGAAUGGCAAAGCUCAAAAUAACGUCACAUAUCCAAACAGAAUUCACCUAGAAGACCUCAGCCAAAGCGUGCUUCUCUAUAUGACUGAAAAGCUUGGCUAUAAGAACAGUGACGUGAUCAAUACUGUCCUCUCGAAUAGGGCUUGCCACACACUAGCCAUCUACGUCCUGCUUAAUAAGAAACUGGAGUGCUACGUGUCAAGCCAAAGAAAGACUGAUGUUCCUGAUAACAUGUACAUGAACCAAUCAGGUCGGAUAGAAAAAUACAAAUCUAACAAGGAUUCCUACGAGGACAAAAAGGCCAAGGAACAAGAAACAACAGAAGAACCUCUUCACCCACUUCUGAAGAAAUCCGAGGCAAAUUCUCCUUCCUACAAAGAACCUUCCUCUUGCCUUAUGACACAGAAAGCUCUGCUGAAUGAUCACAAGCCAAGCCAAGGUGGUGCACCAGAGAAAGAUUCUCCUAGUGGUUUGAGCCCUUUCCAUAAAUCACCAACAUCCAAGACAGGUUGUGUCACUUCCUAUUCUUUGGAGUACCUUGAAAUCCAGCAGCCUAUUCCAAGAACCCCAAGGCUCAUGAAACGGCAAGAUUCUCCUCAACAAGAACCCUCAAGCCCUGGUAGCCAAAACUUGGAUUCGCCUUUAAUUCUGAACAUUGUACACUCUUUUGAAACUGGUGACAGAGAGGACCAAAUAGACCAAGUUUCUCCCAGCCAUCAGUAUCGAAUGCUAAGCUCACCAGUAAACUUUGGUCGGAGAAGCUCCAGUGAAAGGACACUGUCUCCACUGUUCCAGCCUGGAGGGACUUCUCCCAGCCCUACCAAAAGUCCAGUCCACCCCACGCAGCUGUCCUUCACAUAUGAUGAAAAAAGCAGCUCUUUUAGAGAGGAGGCCGUGUCUCCUACCCAGCUGAGUAACACCUCCAAUCCUCUGGGGAGCCCCAACUGUGUGAAGAGCAGAGGCCGAUUCCCCAUGAUGGGCAUUGGACAGAUGAUGCGGAAGAGGAACCAGUCAGUCGGCUCACCCACAGAGAAGUCUCUGGAAGCCAGAAUGCCUCAGUUGCAACAAAUGAGCCCAACACAAAUUUCCUUCAAUAUAAUGGACCCUAUAAAGGGCCAGUGCUGA